This is a messenger RNA of Lodderomyces orthopsilosis Co 90-125, 1902 nucleotides long. RefSeq lists its product as uncharacterized. Bases 1 to 1902 code for a protein of 633 amino acids. Gene Ontology annotation, cellular component: cytosolic small ribosomal subunit. The record is from RefSeq and is a predicted model, not a curated record. The transcript has 2 exons. Gene Ontology annotation, molecular function: ribosome binding; tRNA binding; mRNA binding. Lineage: Eukaryota; Fungi; Ascomycota; Pichiomycetes; Serinales; Debaryomycetaceae. Gene Ontology annotation, biological process: translational initiation.
AUGUCGAAAUCAACUGAAUUAUUUUGUCGUUUUCCUAGGUCGGUUGAGCUUAUACAAGACUUUGAGGAUAUAACUCCAAGUCCGAAAGCCCAGAACGAGUGCAGGUGUGCUCUUUAUUCUAGGAAUGGACAAGUGUUUGCUUACACACAACCAAGUGAAGUUGUAAUAUUAGAUACGUCAAGCCAAGCCAAAAUUUAUCAUCGUAUUGAUAUGCCUGACGUAUUUGAUUUAAGCCUCUCACCAAAGGGAACUUAUUUGUGUCUUUGGUGCAAGCCGGUGCUAUUGAACAAGGAGAAUGGUACUUGGAACAAGAACUUGAAAAUUUUCAAUAUCAAGUCAAAAGCAAUCGUCGCUGAGUGGAGUGCAAAGCACCAAAAUGGAUGGAAGCCCCAAUUUACUAGUGAGGAGACCUUGUUGAGUAGGGGUUUGAAUAACCGUGAGAUUCAAUUUUUCGAAUUAAAAGCUGAAAGUGAUGCUGAAAUCAAUAUGAGCCAACCUUCGUUCAAGUAUAAAUUGGAGGAUGCAAAGGGAACUUUCCAAAAUUUUCAAAUUUCGCCAGGUAAGAACCCUAGUGUUGCUGUAUUUAUUCCAGAGAAGUCAGGAAAACCUGCUAGCGUGCUCAUCUACAACAUCCCCAAUUUCAAUCAACCCGUUUGUUUUAAAAAUUUCUUCAAAGCGGAGAGAUGUUCAUUGAAAUGGAAUUCAUUGGGAACUGCAUUAUUAGCAUUAGCAUCAACUGAUCAUGAUACCUCAAACAAGUCGUACUAUGGAGAAACCAAUCUCUACUUGUUAGGUAUUGCAGGCUCUUAUAAUUCAAGAAUUGACUUGACAAAAGAAGGUCCCAUCCAUGAUAUUACUUGGUCACCUACUGCCCGUGAGUUUGCAGUUUCAUACGGUUAUAUGCCGUCAGAAACCACAUUUUUUGAUGCUCGAGGAAACGCUAUCCAUUCUUUACCCACGGCUUCGAGAAAUACCAUCUUGUAUUCACCUCAUGCCAAGUUUGUCUUGGUAGCUGGAUUUGGAAAUUUGCAAGGUACUGUUGAUGUUUAUGAUCGCCAGAAUAAAUUCUCCAAAGUUGUCUCAUUCGAGGCUUCAAACACCUCAGUUUGUGAAUGGUCACCAUGUGGACGUUUUAUAUUGACCGCCACUACGUCUCCAAGGUUGAGGGUUGACAAUGGUUUGAAAGUGUGGCAUGCGAGCGGAAAGCUAAUCUACUUAAAGGAGUUUUCUGAAUUAUAUUCCAUUGGAUGGAAGCCACAAGAAUUGUCGCAGUUUCCACCAUUAAAGACAUUGGAGCCAGCACCAGAGGCACAUGAAUCUGCAAAAGAAUUUACUGCUAAACGUGAGGCCAUAGCUAAUGCUGCAGCUAAGAAACCAGCUGGUGCUUAUCGUCCACCACAUGCACGUGGUAGUGUUUCACUGAGUUCAGCAUCGAGUUUGUACCAAAAGGAGCUUGAAAAUAACAUGAAAAAUGGUACACCACCACCGCCAGGUUUGUCAAGAAAUGGGGGCGGUAGAGGUAGAAUUGUACCUGGUGCUGCACCUGUUGUUGAGAAAGAAAGUAAAGCUGCAGCCAAGAAUAGAAAGAAAAGAGAGGCUAAAAAGACCAAAGAAGAUUCUCCUGCUCCAACUUUGUCUGCUGGUGGUAGUACUAAUGGCGAUGUGGCAGCAGCUGCUGCUGCUACAACUCCUGCAUCCACUUCAGCCAGUGCUGGUGUUAUUGGAGGAGUUGUUUCAGUAGAGGAGAAGAAAAUAAGAUCGUUAUUGAAAAAGUUGAGGGCGAUUGAACAAUUGAAGAUGAAACAAGCUAGUGGUGAGCCUUUGGAAGAUACCCAAGUGAUUAAGAUUUCAAAGGAGAAUGAAAUUAGGUCUGAAUUGCUGACGCUUGGAUGGUCCGAAUAG